UUUUCUCUCUCUUUUACUCUCUUGUUUCCCCUCUCUUUCUCUCUCUCUCACUCACUCGCUCGCUCCUCGACUCGCGGGCAAGGCGAGUGUGUGAUCGGUUGAAAUGUGUUAUAGUUGUACGAAUAUCGGACCGCGCGACAGCAGCGAAACGCGCAAGGAUACAAAAGAAAAAUAAAAGGGCGGAAGAAGAGCGACGAAAGCGUUUGGCUUUUGAGGAAAAAAGAUUCCACCACUCACUCGAAUGAAGCGUGAGACGUGGAGUGUGUGUUGAGGAGAGCGAAGGGACACUGGUGAAAAAUCGUCAUCAUCAUCAUCAUCAUCUUCUUCUUCUUCAUCUUGUUCAGAGAGAGAGAGAGAGAGAAAGAAAAAAAGAGAGCGAGAGAGAGAAGGAAGAGAUAGGGGAGACUAGAAACUCCCGACACGACAGAACGAAACAAGGCACGGCGAGACGAUAUCCUCCGAGACUCUCGACGCGGUGGUGGACCAAACUUUAAAAACAAAAAACAAAAAAAAAUUUCUUUUUCUCCCUCGUGAUUUUUUUUCCACCUUUAAAAAGAAAGAAAACGACAUGACGUGUAGUUUUGGUCGAGAAUCGCGGUAGUAUCAUCCCUCCCCCCACCCCUCUCUCUCUCUCUUCAUCACUUGUCCCUACCCCCCUCCAAAAUUUUUUCCAAUCGGGAUUUUUUUCUUCUUUAAUUUUUUGACCGCGAAAGAAGAGACAAGAUGCGGCCGAAGGGUCGCAUCUUAAUAUUCAAAGUUGCGGAACUUUUAUGGAUUGUCUUUCUUUUCACUGGAUGGAUUACAGGUGUUGAGAGUGUGAUAUGCAACGACAGUGAGAAAUGUAACUGCACGGGUAUAAAAGGAGAGCCUGGACAUCUUGGAAUUCCAGGAGGAAGUGGAGCCCAAGGAAUACCGGGAGAAGUUGGUCCAGAUGGACCAGUGGGACCGAAAGGCGAAAAAGGAGCUGCUGGAGAACAUGGCAGCACAGGAGAAAAGGGUUACCGAGGAGAUGCCGGGGCAAGAGGAUUUGUCGGUGAUGCCGGAAGACCUGGAAUGAUGGGCACUGCUGGUUUGAGAGGUCCAGAUGGUUUGGAAGGUUGUAAUGGAACCGAUGGAACAAUGGGUGGACCCGGAAGAUCGGGUCAUUAUGGUGAACGAGGUCUUCCUGGUGGGCCAGGAAGUUAUGGACCACGUGGUGAACCCGGAGAAGGCGGUGUCAAUUCAAAGGGGAGCAAGGGAAUCAGAGGAGAAUUUGGAAUUGAUGGUCUUGAGGGUUUUCCGGGACAAGUGGGUUAUACCGGUGAUAUGGGACUUCCAGGAGACAGAGGAGAUCCGGGUGUCGAUGGAUUUCCGGGUCAACAGGGACCGAUCGGUGAACCUGGUGAACCAGGAAUUGGAAUACAGGGAUUUCCGGGUGACAUGGGAGAUAUCGGAGAGCCUGGACAAGAUUUUUUGCCUUGGACAAUUAUUAACCAAACAGUAUUGCAAGGUAAACGAGGACCACCGGGACCAAAAGGUGACACCGGAAGUUAUGGUCGACCUGGUGUACCUGGUGUCAAAGGACCGCAGGGUCGUUUGGGUCUACCGGGUUUCAAAGGAGUAAAGGGUGAGCAAGGAGACGAUGGACCGAGAGGCAAACAAGGAGUUACAGGUCCAGAUGGUCCGGCUGGUGAAAAGGGCGAGAAAGGAGCUCCGGGUUUUGAAGGACGACCAGGAUCCGACGGUUUUGACGGAGAACCGGGAGAAGAUGGCAAUGCUGGACCACCUGGAAGACAAGGUGCUGAGGGUGAGAAGGGCAGUUAUAUUCCGGAACUCGAUGAAAUGGUGCCUGGAAGCAUUGGACCUCAAGGAGAUUUAGGACCACCUGGCGAUCAAGGAGAAUCCGGAACGCCAGGACUUGCGGGAAAUGUGGGAUAUAUUGGACCAGCAGGUCCUCCGGGUCCUCCAGGAAUUCCCGGAUUAUCUGGCAAAAAAGGAACAUCCGAAAAAGGAGAACGAGGAGACGAUGCUCCAGCGGGACCAAGGGGUCCGAUCGGUCCUCCAGGUUUUCCAGGUCUUCCUGGUAUUGUUGGAGAUAAAGGUUUUCCUGGUCUGGCGAUCGUUGGUCCACCGGGACAAGAAGGAAAAAGAGGUUUUGAUGGCUAUCCUGGACUCCAUGGAGAUCGCGGUGAUCCUGGACCACCUGGUGAGAAGGGUUUCCCAGGGAAAGGUGUGAGAAUUCGAGGACCGCCUGGAGAAAAUGGUCUUCCAGGAAUUCCAGGUACUGCAGGAGUACCCGGAUUUUCAGGACUUCCAGGAUUUAAGGGCGACAAAGGAAUUCAUGGUGACGACUGCGGCGUUUGUACACCAGGAUUACCGGGACUCAAGGGUGAGCGGGGAGAAAGUGGAAGGCAAGGAUUUGCGGGAACUCCAGGUUAUCCAGGAUUUCCGGGACCAAGGGGACAGAAAGGUAUUCGAGGAAAAGCUGGAGUCGUUGGUCCACCGGGUUUGGAAGGUACCAGUGGGCGAACUGGAAUCGCUGGUGUUACCGGUCCCAAAGGAGAGCCGGGAAGAAUUGUUUGGCCUCCGCAAAAUCAAACAGAAUUUCUUGACGCAAUCGGUGAAAAAGGUGAUAAGGGUCUUCCUGGCCCGGAGGGAUUAAUUGGUCCCAGAGGUCGUCCCGGUUUACCCGGCGACGAAGGUAUGCAAGGACCCAAAGGCGCCAAGGGUGAACAUGGAUUGCCCGGACUGUCCGGCAGAGACGGAGUGCCCGGAAAAUAUGGUCGCAUUGGUGAAAAAGGAGACGAUGCUUCAGUUGAAAUUUAUCUCCUGCGUGGUGAGGCAGGUAUUCCUGGUUUACCUGGUCCAAAAGGUGAACGCGGUAUUGUUGGCGUUAAAGGUGAACGGGGAAAUUCAGCGUCGGCGUAUUUCGAAAAUAUUAAAGGCUUGAGAGGUUAUAAAGGAGAAGAUGGAGAAGCCGGAUUCGAUGGCUACAAAGGUUUUAAGGGACGAAUGGGCGACGUAGGAUUUAUAGGAUUGCCAGGACCUGCAGGACCACCAGGUCGUUCAUUCCAAGGACCGCCUGGUCUUAAAGGCUAUCCGGGAAUGCCAGGUGAAGAAGGACCUCGAGGAACUCCGGGACAACCGGGUCUUAUGGGUCCUGAAGGUUUCCCAGGUUUCCCGGCACAGAAGGGAGAACGUGGUGAUCCAGGAACUAAUUUAAUAUAUGGUGAUACUGGAGAGAUGGGUCUUCAUGGAGAAAAGGGAGAAUAUGGUGAAGCUGGUCCACGAGGAUAUCCAGGAAGAGGUGGUUAUGACGGACCGAAGGGAAUGAAAGGUGCCAAAGGAGCUCCAGGUUUCACUGGACUCAGCGGUUUACAAGGAUCGAAAGGCUCACGAGGUGACAGUAUCCAAGGAUCAAGAGGAAUGCCUGGAAUUCCAGGUUCACCUGGAUUUAGAGGAGUUCCCGGUGACAUGGGUUUUAAAGGACCUGAUGGAGCUCCUGGAUUUGGUGGAAUGAAAGGAUUGAAGGGAGAUACGGGCUUUCCGGGACGUCGUGGCGAGGAUGGAGCAACGGGAAUUAUUGGAUUUAGAGGAAUGAAUGGUGCUCCAGGUCUACCGGGUCUUCCGGGAAUGGAGGGCGAUGUUGGAAUGCGCGGUGAACCUGGAACAGAAGGAAGACCAGGUUUAGACGGCACCGAUGGGGAAGUGGGACUCAAAGGGGAACGUGGUGACAUUGGAGCCGAAGGACUUAUGGGACCGGAUGGUCCACCCGGAUUUAAGGGUGUUAUUGGUGACAUUGGACCUGACGGACCAGACGGACCACGAGGAGAAAAUUCAUUCAGCGGCCCUCAGGGUGUUAAGGGUGAACCAGGAUUCAUGGGUGAAGUGGGAUCUCCAGGUAGGCCGGGAAUUGACGGUCGACCUGGUCUUCCAGGAGAGCCUGGAAUGGCGAAAGAUGGCUUCGACGGCUUGAAAGGUGAGCAAGGAGACGCCGGUUUUGACGGCAUCGAUGGACUUAGAGGUCUCAAGGGGGAAAUUGGAGACAUGGGUUUGGAUGGUGAGAAGGGAGAAAGAGGUGAAGAAGGAUACAAAGGUUGGCCCGGAAAGCCUGGAUUGCAUGGAAGGCAUGGCGAGAAAGGUAAACGGGGACCAAUGGGACCUGCUGGUUUCGAAGGUCUAAAAGGUCAACACGGCAUGGAAGGAGAUCCAGGUCAAAUGGGACGACCUGGAAUGCCCGGAGAUGUAGGUUUCGUGGGAUAUCCCGGCGCUCUAGGUUCUCGGGGCCGAAAAGGUCAAGUUGGUGAACCAGGACACUCUCCAUAUUUGAUAGGCACCAAGGGCGACUUUGGCAUUCCUGGAAUGCACGGAUUUCCCGGAAGGAAGGGAGAAAGAGGAGAAGCUGGAUACCCUGGUUUCGCUGGACUAAAGGGAAUGGAGGGAGAUAUUGGAUUCAGAGGAGCAGACGGUUUUCCUGGACUCGAAGGACUUCCAGGUCUUCCCGGAGAUCGAGGAAUGCCUGGAAUGCCAGGUCUACCCGGUCAAUUUGCCGAACCUGGAGAAUCUGGUCGCGAUGGAUUGGACGGACGAGUGGGAAUACCAGGACGGCCGGGACAAAAGGGAGCACCUGGAGAGUAUGGUCCUAAUGGACCUAAGGGAAUUCAUGGCGAUGAAGGUGAAAUUAUUCCCGGUCCUAAGGGAAUGAAAGGCGACAUUGGUCAUAGAGGAUAUGUCGGAUAUCCUGGGGAACCAGGUCUUCCAGGUCAACCGGGUUUCCCGGGACCGGUUGGUCCAAAGGGCUAUAGAGGUGAGCCAGGAACUUCCGAGUUCAGUCACAAAGGAGAGAGGGGAGAUGCUGGUUUAUUAGGACUCGAUGGUCUGCAUGGUCCAAAGGGCGCGAGAGGUGACAGUGGAACUCAAGGAAGACCGGGAAUUCCUGGCGCUAAGGGCGAAAGGGGAAUUGAUGGAUAUGCUGGCGUUCAUGGAGCACCUGGACCUCCUGGUCCUCAGGGACCGAAAGGACAUCGUGGUGUGAUUCCAUUCCCUUCAGUACCUAGACCAGGAUUACCUGGAGAUGAUGGACCACCCGGAUUACCAGGUUUACCAGGAAGAAAGGGAGAGUCAGGAGAACCGGGUGAGGACGGUUUGCCGGGUCGCUUCGGAGAUAGGGGAAUGGAUGGUCCAGUUGGUCCACCUGGUUUGUCAGGAAGAGAUGGACCCAAUGGUUUCCAAGGUCCACCUGGAACGAACGGACGUCCUGGAGUUCCUGGACAUCCUGGUCAGGUUGGAGAACCGGCGCCAAGGUCUCGAGGUCCUCCAAAUCGAGGAUUUUUCUUCGCCAGGCAUUCGCAGUCCGAAAUGAUUCCCACUUGUCCGAGAAACACUGUCAAAUUGUGGGACGGAUUCUCUCUUUUGCACAUCAUGGGCAAUGGUCAUCCAUGGGCUCAGGACUUAGGUCAAGCCGGAAGUUGCCUCCGAAAGUUCUCCACGAUGCCGUUCUCGGUUUGCAAUUUGAACGACGUUUGUGAUUACGCCCAAAGAAACGAUUACAGUUAUUGGCUGAGUUCAACGGAGCCGAUGCCAAUGAUGAUGACACCGAUUCCCGCGACUGAAGUCGGUCGAUAUAUUUCAAGAUGCUCCGUCUGCGAAGCUCCAACAAGAUUAAUUGCCAUUCACAGUCAAACCAUGGACAUUCCUCAAUGUCCCGGCGGUUGGGAAGAGGCCUGGGUCGGCUACAGUUUCCUAAUGCAUCGAGAUUCUGGAGCAGCGGGCGGAGGACAAUCGUUAGUCUCACCGGGUUCUUGUCUCGAGGAAUUCCGAACACGGCCAUUCAUUGAGUGUCGUGGUCUUGGUACUUGCAAUUACUUUGGAACUGCAAUUUCCUAUUGGCUGGCAACAGUGAAGGAUUACGAGCAAUUUAGAAAACCUCUACAGCAAACACUCAAAGCUGAUCACACAUCGAGAGUUAGUCGUUGCUCUGUUUGUCGACGACGACUCGUCAACGAGGACAAUACAAACACAUAUCCUUUGAAUUCACUAAGGGAUAAUCGUUAUCAUCACAGUAGUUAUCAUCCAGAGAGUCGCGAGGAACAAGAUCGAACAUUUGUCUCGCCACGCAAUCAAAAUCGUCCCUACGAGUGGCAACGAAAUCAAAGACCAGCACAACAGCAAAGACAUCCUUAUAGACGUGUUCAUCAUCAAAAUCCAAGGAGAAAUCGCGUUUAUUCUGAAAAUGAUUCACAAUCUACAUGAGAAAUUUUUACUAGAUAAUCACGUUUUUUAUCCAAGUGUUAUGAAUCAAAUCGAAGAAAGGUAACUAAAAUUUUCUUUUUCUUUCGUCUCAUUCUUCGAAGGAAGAAUUUUCUUUUAGCAAAAAGAUUCUUUGAGAACAAUUCUCUUAUAGCAAAAAGAGAAUUGUUGAUAAAAAAAAUUUUGCUUCUUCUUAUUAUUAAAAAAGUUACAAAUGUAAGAAAUAGAGCUAGACAUUUUUUUUGCUAAACUAAGUUAAAAAUAUUUUUUCUACUAUAAAAUCAAAAAUAAAAAAGGAUUCAAACAUUUUCGAAUAAUUUUCGUGAUAGUCACAAGUAUGUAUAUAAAAUAAUUUAGAAAUUUACUUGAAAGUAAUUAAGUUAUAUCUACUGAUGUCAGAUUGUGUCAAAAAUAUCUUUCAUCUUGCGUGUUUCAUACUUCGUAAUAUAUAAUUGUUAUUAAAACAAAGAAAGAAAUUACAAUGGAAGAGCAAUAUCGCGCUGUGCCAUAAAUGAAUUAUCUUAUAUUAACAUCUACGACUGCCAAAUAUUACUUCGAUAUAAAUAAUAUAGUGCCUUGUGCGAUUUUACAAUUUAUCAUUUAUAUAAAACAAGAGAAAAUAUUUAAAUUAACUUUAUAUAUUGUAACGCUAAUCCUAAUUAUAAGGCAAAGUCAAAUAAAUUACUUUUAUAUAAUCUGUAA
Molecule: messenger RNA, 6930 nt
Organism: Leptopilina heterotoma
Lineage: Eukaryota; Metazoa; Arthropoda; Insecta; Hymenoptera; Figitidae
Product: collagen alpha-1(IV) chain
Exons: 28
Coding region: 724-6231 (1835 amino acids)
Cellular component (GO): collagen trimer
Molecular function (GO): extracellular matrix structural constituent
Source: RefSeq, a predicted model, not a curated record